Messenger RNA from Spinacia oleracea (spinach), 2932 nucleotides. Its product is annotated as protein TIC 100. The record is from RefSeq and is a predicted model, not a curated record. NCBI's taxonomy places the organism in Eukaryota, Viridiplantae, Streptophyta, Magnoliopsida, Caryophyllales, Amaranthaceae. The coding region runs from base 130 to 2697 and encodes 855 amino acids. The transcript has 11 exons.
ACAAAGCCCAAAAACAAACACAGAAACAAAAACACCCACCAUUGACUCAGCUUCUUUUCUCACUAUCCCCUCACUCAUUCUAUACACUUCACCAGUUCACCUUAUCAUUAUCCCCCAAUCCCCUCAACAAUGGCGGAUGAUUCCGACGACCAACCCCCUCAAAAUGAGCAACCCCAACAACAAGAAGAAGACGAAGACUCCGUCACUGAGUCCGAACCCGAUUCCGACACCGAGUCUGAGUCCGAUUCCGACUCAGACCUCGACGACAACGGCGACAUCAAACCUCCAAAGAAACCCAAAGUAUACUACAGACGCGCCGGCGAGUAUGACGACAUAGAGGAAGGUGACUACUCGGCCGAAGCGAACAUCAAACGCUUCGCCCGCGCCUAUGCCUCCCGCCGGUACAAGCAAAAGUUGGAAGAUGAAGAGGAUAGAAUUGAGUAUGAAGAUGACAAGUUCAAUUUCCCAAGAGACAGGGAGAAUUGGAGGGAAGAAGACCUUAAGGAGCUCUGGGCUGAUGCCCCUCCUGACAUGACAAAGCCUGGUUGGGACCCGGCUUGGGCUGAUGAUGAAGAUUGGAAAGUUGUUAAGAGAGAGGUUGAACAAGGCCGUGACCCUCCAAUUGCGCCGUUUUACUUGCCGUAUCGGAAGUAUUAUCCUGCUGUUCCUAAUAAUCAUUAUGAUAUCAAAAACCCCAAGGCAGUUAUUGAGGAAUUGGAUCGUAUUGAGGAGUUUAUGAGAUGGGUUAGCUAUAUUUUUGCCGAUGGAAGCUCGUAUGAAGGCACUGUGUGGGAUGACUUGGCUCAUGGAAAAGGUGUCUAUGUUGCUGAGCAAGGUCUUGUCAGGUAUGAGGGAGAAUGGCUUCAGAACAACAUGGAAGGACACGGUGUUGUUGAAGUUGAGAUACCUGAUAUAGAACCUAUCCCAGGUUCCAAACUUGAAGCAGAAAUGCGUGCUGAAGGGAAAAUCAUAAAGAGAGAUUUCAUGAACCCAGAGGAUAGGAAAUGGCUGGAGAUGGAUAUUGAAGACAGCGUUCGUCUCACUAAUGGGAAUUAUGAAAUCCCUUUCUACGAGAACGAUGAGUGGAUACGACAAUAUGGAGAGAGGCCGGAAAAAGGCCGGUACCGUUACGCUGGUCAGUGGAAGCAUGGAAGAAUGCAUGGUUGUGGUGUGUAUGAAGUGAAUGAAAGGCCCAUCUUUGGCCGGUUCUACUUUGGUGAGAAACUGGAGGAUGAUACUGGUUGCGAUCCAGAAAUUUCCACGAUGCACGCAGGCAUAGCCGAAGUUGCUGCAGCCAAGGCUCGAAUGUUCAUUAAUAAGCCUGAUGGAAUGGUUAGAGAAGAGAGGGGUCCAUAUGGUGAUCCGCAGCAUCCCUAUUUUUAUGAGGAAGAAGAUGCGUGGCAAGCUCCAGGUUUCGUCAACCAGUUUUAUGAAGUUCCUGAUUACUGGAAAACUUAUGUGAAUGAAGUAGAUCAAGAAAGGGAAAUGUGGUUAAACUCCUUCUAUAAAGCACCAUUAAGACUCCCAAUGCCAGCAGAGCUUGAAUACUGGUGGGAAAGAGAUCUACCCCCAGAAUUUGUUCUUCUAAACAAGGAGCCAGAACCUGACCCUAAUGAUCCAUCUAAGCUCAUUUAUACUGAGGACCCUGUCAUAAUGCACACACCAACGGGGCGAAUAAUUAAUUACAUCGAGGAUGAAGAACAUGGCGUUCGCUUGUUUUGGCAACCACCUCCGGGAGAGGGUGAAGAUGUUGACCCAACAAAGGUCAAGUUCUUGCCUCUUGGGUUUGAUGAAUUUUAUGGACGAGAAAAAGUGGUGAAGAAAGAGGGUAUUUGGAUGCGUUUACUAUCUUCAAUAGAGAAUUCUUGUAAACCCUGGUUUGAGAAACUAGAAAAAUGGACUGAAGAGCAGAAGGAAGCCAGUGAAAUUAGAAAGAAGCUCUUAGAGCAGGAGCUUGAACUGGUAGAGGCUGAACUGAGCUUGGAAGAGGCCCUUGAAGACAUGGAAGAAGCGUUGAAACAACAAGAGAAGGAGGCAGAGGAGAAAGUUGACAUGGAUCCCGAGGAAGAAGAUGCGUCAGUUUCUCUUUCUUCACCUGUUGAACAGGAAGAAAAAAAAUCACCAAAGGAGGAGAUUAAAGAUGAGGAUGGGGUUGAAGAGGAAGAGGAAGAGGAAGAAGAAGAGGAUGAGGAUGAUGAUUUAGCUCCAUCAAGUUUUGGUUCUGUUACAGAUCCAAAGGAGAAGAAAACUGGUUCUGGGAGGUCUCCAUUCUCUACACUUUCAUUUGCUCCGACUGGUUUGCUUUCAACGGUACCAUCAAUGGUUGCGAAAUCUUUUUCAGUAUGGAAGAAGGAAAGAUCUCCAGUGAAAGUUGGACAGGCAUUAUGUAGCAGUUCUAAGGGUAUUAUGGAACAUUCUCAUUUGGUUACUUUUCGCCAAGCAUUUCCAGAAAAUAUGAUCUUAAGAACAAAAGGUCAGGCUGAACAGAGGCACCGGGUGAAACGAGGUAGAAAAUUGUUUGCUGCAUCCCAAACAUCCUCCUCUCAGGCUAUGUACUCCAAAAAAGGGCGUAAAUCUUGGGAGCUUCAUUGGUUAUGUGCACCACCCGAGAGAAAUUCGGACAGGAUAUUAUCCUUGCACAUACCACUUGAAUGCUUGGAUACACACAAUGGAGUUGGACAGUGCUCUGCAUCAUAAAUGAAGUUGUGUUACCAUUUUGUUGUUUUAUUUUUCAAGGCAAGAGUUUGUUAUGAGUUGGGUUCCAGAUCAUGUAUGGUUCUGGCCUCGGGAAGUAAUAGCUGAGUCUUAGAAAUUGCUCUUAUUGUUUAUUGCAUCAUUGUUUUGUAUGAAGAAAUCAUGCAAAUUUGAUAAGUUGAAUGUAAUUUUAUUUGUUGUUUUUUUAUCAGCAAAAUUCCAUAACCAUGUAUGUCAA